UUUCUGCUGGAAGCACAACAGAGGCCGGUGCGCGUUACCAAGGCUUUGACCCGGCUCGUAACAAGCCCGGCCGGGCGUCGUAGGCUCGAAGACCACGGUGGGAGCCAGGCGGGUGCCCACCCCCUCCACCGGCCGGAGGAGGGAAGUGACCCGGCCCGGCGCGCCCCCUCCUCCGCUCCGGGACCGCCCAGAGGCCGGGAACACCUCCCAGGGCCCGCGAACUUGACCUCGGGGGGCUGGACCGCGCCGGCCGCACUCCCCGCGGUCUCGGCCCCGAUGCACAGCGGCCCCGCGGGCGCGAUGCUGGCGCCUUGGUUGCUGAGCGCCGGGCUGAAGCUGCUGCUCUGGGGCGGGCUGUGCGCCGUCUCCCUGGCAGGCGCCACCCUCACCCUGAACCUCCUGCAGAUGGUGGCGAGCUUCGCGCGGAAAUGGCAUCAGAUGCGUCCUGUCCCGACCGUUGGGGACCCCUACCCCGUGGUGGGACACGCGCUGAUGUUGAAGCCGGACUCAAGAGAUUUUUUUCAGCAGAUCAUUGAUUACACUGAAGAAUACCGACAUCUGCCACUGCUGAAACUCUGGCUCGGGCCCGUACCUCUCGUGGUCCUUUAUAACGCAGAAAAUGUGGAAGUAAUUUUAAACAGUUCAAAGCACAUUGAAAAAUCCUAUAUGUACAAGUUCUUAGAACCAUGGCUUGGACUAGGACUUCUUACAAGUACUGGAAACAAAUGGCGCUCUAGGAGAAAAAUGUUAACACCCACUUUCCAUUUUACAAUUCUGGAGGAUUUCUUAGAUGUCAUGAAUGAACAAGCAAAUAUAUUGGUUACUAAGCUUGAAAAGCAUGUUAACCAAGAAGCGUUUAACUGCUUUUUUUACGUCACUCUUUGUACCUUAGAUAUAAUCUGUGAAACAGCUAUGGGAAAGAGCAUUGGUGCUCAAAGCAAUAAUGAUUCUGAGUAUGUUCGAGCCGUUUAUAGGAUGAGUGAUUCGAUACAUCAAAGAAUGAAGACGCCCUGGCUCUGGCUUGACCUUGUGUUCUAUAUGUUUAAAGAUGGACGGGAACACAGAAGGAGCCUAAAGAUUGUACAUGAUUUUACCAACAAUGUCAUCACUGAACGGGUCAAUGAAAUGAAGAGACAUGAAGAAGGUACAAGUAACGACAAGGAGAAGGACUUUCCUCCACACAAAACUAAAUGCAGGGCUUUUCUUGACUUGCUUUUAAACGUGACUGAUGACCAAGGGAACAAGCUGAGUCACGAAGAUAUUCGAGAAGAAGUCGACACCUUUAUGUUUGAGGGCCACGAUACAACUGCAUCUGCAAUAAACUGGUCCUUAUAUCUAUUGGGUUCAUAUCCAGAAGUCCAGCAAAAAGUGGACAGUGAACUGGAAGAAGUGUUUGGGAAGUCUGACCGUCCUGUUACCCUAGAAGACCUGAAGAAACUUAAAUAUCUGGAAUGUGUUAUCAAGGAGAGCCUUCGCCUUUUCCCGCCUGUUCCUUUCUUUGCCCGUAAUCUUACCCAAGACUGUGAAGUUGUGGGUUACAAAAUCGUGCAAGGCUCUCAAGUAAUCAUCCUGCCCUAUGCACUGCAUAGAGAUCCAAAGUACUUCCCGGAUCCUGAGGAAUUCAAGCCAGAACGGUUCUUUCCUGAGAAUUCGAAAGGACGCCAUACAUACGCAUAUGUGCCCUUCUCUGCGGGCCCCCGAAACUGUAUAGGUCAAAAGUUUGCCAUAAUGGAAGAAAAGACCAUUCUUUCCUGCAUCCUGAGGCACUUUUGGGUAGAAUCCAAUCAAAAAAGAGAAGAACUUGGUCUGGCAGGAGAGCUAAUUCUUCGUCCAAGUAACGGCAUCUGGAUCAAGUUGAAGAGGAGAAACACAGAUGAAUCCUAACUGUUUUACUGGGUUAUGCUCUUAUCAUAAAAAGGUCUUUCUUUAAAGGGAACUUUUCAUGUACAAUUUGUAGAUCAUGGAUUCAGUAUUCUUAAUCCCUCAAUUUAAUUUUUUUCUUGUCCCACUUAGCUUAGGGUCAAGUCUACCAAAGCAAGAGUUUCCAUAUCUUCAUCACCAUCAUAGCUUUGACUGCUGGUCUUGAUCCCAAAAGAUAAAUUAGCUGAUGACCAUAUGCAAAUGAACAUAUAAAAACUUCUCCACAGAAGGAUCCACAGGCCAAUUCCAUUCCAAUCAACAGAGCCAAAAGAUAUUUAAAUGAAGUUCUAGAAUAUCUUUAAGAUGUUCUUAUUGACUCAGGAAUAAAUAUUUGCAUGUACACGUAUACAUUUGUUCAAAAAGACUGUGUAAUUAAGCACUAUGACUUAAGGAGCUUAAAUUUCAAGAAUUGUAUCAGUGGCAUCAGUUUUGGGGAGAAUAAUCCUUAUGAUACUUUUCAAAGGGUUAAUCAUAUACAGUGGGUCAUUUAUAAGUUCACUCAUAGGUUCUGUUCCUCUUUCCCUUUGGACUGUGUACUUAUAGCUUUCCUUUCGUUUUUCAGAGCAUCACAAUUACCUUUCUAUAUUGUAUAUUAUUGGGAGAGAUUCCUCCUAGUAAUUUCUAGUCCCUUACCAUGCCUCAGGGAAUUGAUUGGGAGCUCUAAGGCUUUGGAAGGUCUAAGGACCUUAGAGAUUUUCUAGUUAUGCAGUGGCCUCUCCCUGUCUACAGGUUCUGAAUCCAUGGAUUCAACCAAGGACUGAUUGAAAUUAUUUGAAAAAACAAUUCCAGGAAGUUCCAGAAAGCAAAACUAUUUACAAAGCAUUUACGUUGUAUUCACAACUAUUUAUAUAGCAGUUACAUUGUAUUAGGUAUUGUAAGUAAUCUAGAGAUGAUUUAAAGUAUAGAGUUGAAUGUGCAGAUCCAUGUGCAAAUGCUACACUAUUUUGUAUAAGGGACUUGAGCAUCCAUAGAUUAGUGUCUGUGGGGAUCCUGGAACUAAUCCCUUGUGGAUACCGAGGGGUACUCCCUCUUAAUAGAACAGGCUGAGUUCAGGGGAAAGGUAAGUCCCAAAGCCAUACCACUAGUGGGUGAUGAGGCUGGCGAUGGAGAUCUUUAAAUCUCUCCACUCCCAAUAUGGUGACACUUCCACAACAGGAUCUUGCUUCAUGGCACCCAUGUCUAGAUAUGUUAUUAGAAUAUAGAUGUUCUGCCUCUGAUUUUGGCAUAUUUCCUCUUCCAUUAUUAAAGGAAAAGAGAAGCCAUUCAUCUAUAUUAAGUAACCCAGUCACAUCUCACUUAGUAUAGGGUUAGACUUCUAGUAAAUUGAAUCCUCCAGGACAUACCUGUCAAGCUGAUAACGGACACCCAUUCCCCAAAUUUUAAUGCCGUAGACAACAUCUCUAGUCCUUCACUCAGUGACUUUUAAAAACGUCUUUUAAGAAAUAAUUUUAAUAAAAUUGUUUCUUCAAUUUUGCAAGACAAUAACCGAUAGAAACAACAAAUUAAGAAGAUGCAUGAUGUAUACGUCAAUGGAUAUCAAAUAAAGAGGUUACAAAACCAAAACCACUUGGGAAGCACCACAGGCUGUGGGACUAAGGGCAGGGUCAGCAGAUCUCCCCACUUUCAUAUCCCAGAGACCCCAGUGUGGACCACCCAGGCCGUAAGCUGAGCAGAAAAAGUCAAGAACAUAUAAGACAUAAGGAAAAGACUUCCAUCUUAUGGUUAACCUUCUUACUUAAAAACUGGGUAUGUGUAGAAAUCUUGCUCCCCAAUGAUCCUGGAUAAUUGGGAUUUUAUUUGUAGAAAUUGGUCUUAUUUCUGAAUUUCAUGCACUUGCAUGUAAACCUUUGUGUGCGUUUAAGUGACCCUACAAUAUGAUGUAAGUUAAAUGUAAAUUAAAAUAUUGCUACAUGUUGUCUUUUGAUCUAAAAUCUUCAUUUAGCCUCAGAAUAAUUUAUUUUUUUUUAACUUGGAAAUUCUCUGAAACUGUGUCAGAGUUGGAACUGAGAAAUAAGUCAUCUUUUGUAAUAUGGGAAUGCAGAUGCUGAUUUUUUUAAAUACAAGGAUGAUCAAAUAUC
Messenger RNA from Cervus elaphus (red deer), 3998 nucleotides. RefSeq names its product cytochrome P450 4V2. The coding region runs from base 277 to 1884 and encodes 535 amino acids. The transcript has 11 exons. Gene Ontology annotation, molecular function: oxidoreductase activity, acting on paired donors, with incorporation or reduction of molecular oxygen; heme binding; iron ion binding. Lineage: Eukaryota; Metazoa; Chordata; Mammalia; Artiodactyla; Cervidae. The record is from RefSeq and is a predicted model, not a curated record.